Molecule: messenger RNA, 12725 nt
Organism: Sciurus carolinensis (gray squirrel)
Lineage: Eukaryota; Metazoa; Chordata; Mammalia; Rodentia; Sciuridae
Gene: Iqcn
Product: IQ motif containing N
Exons: 2
Coding region: 258-12644 (4128 amino acids)
Molecular function (GO): protein binding
Source: RefSeq, a predicted model, not a curated record
CACCGCAAAAAACAAAAAACAAACAAACAAAAAAAAAACAAAAAAAAGAAUUAAGCGUUUCUUGCUUUUGACUUUUCUUCUUGUGUGGGUCUUGAGGACAGAGCCAGCCCAGAGCAGUGUUGCUGCAUGUUGCAUGUGAUGAAGAACUGAAGGCAGCCUCCUCUUACAGGCCGGCUUCUGAGAUUGCACCUUCUUCUCCUGCUCCUCUUCCAACUCUAUGACCCUUCAAGGCCUAGCUGACCUGCUUAGGAACCAAGAUGAUGCAGCCAGUCACACAGCUCCAGUUCACAAACCAGUUGUCACCUAGUGGGCAGUGCCUCCCCCCGCCCCCGCCCAUCUAUUGUCUCCAAGACAAAGUGGGGAAACCGUUUCCACAGCAGCAUGAGGCCCACAAACCCAAGGAGCAGCUUCUGCAACAGUCAGCUCAGAACAAGAUAGAGGCUCGCCGCAUCCCGCGCCUCCGGGCUGUGGUCGAGAGCCAGGCCUUCAAGAACAUCCUGGUGGACGAGAUGGACAUGAUGCUAUCUCGGGCAGCCACCCUCAUCCAAGCCAACUGGAGGGGCUACCGGCUCCGGCAGAAGCUCAUUUCGCAGAUGAUGGCAGCCAAGGCCAUCCAGGAGGCGUGGCGGCGGUUCAACACCAGGCGCCUCCUCCGCUCCAGCAAGGCCAUGGUGAAGAGAGUGAGCAAGGAGGAGGGAGACAUCCCGUACCACCCCCCACAGCAGGUGCGCUUCCAGCCACCGGAAGAGAAGCCCUUUCCGGCGCAGCCUGUCAUGAUGAGCAAGGAGACCCAGUUCCCUUCCUCCGACAGUCUGGCCCCCUGCAGCCGUCACCUGACUCUGUUGCAGCACCCAGCAGCCCAGGGCAUUCCCCAGCCUGGAAUGCAGGCUCCUCACUCCCCCGGGGCCCACGGGGUGGCCUUCCUGCCACACCAGGCGAUUGCCAUCAGACUUCCAAGUCCAAGUCCGGUGAGUCUAGACUCAAAAAGCCCGCCAUGCCUGCUGACGAAGACCAUCAGGAGUGCCUGCCUCGUCAGGCACAUAGAGGGGGAGACAGUGAAGACCAAGAACGUACCUGCCAGGGUUACCAAAGCAGGGGCCCCGGAGCCACCCCCAUCUGGAAGGUACGGCCAGGCAGUUUCUGGAUCAUUCAAGACCCAGACCCAGGCUCACAUGGAAGCAGAGAUCCACAAAACCCCACCCCAGGCCUUCCCAGUGUCCACCCUGACCAAGACCCCACCCAAGACGUAUCCAACGGUUUCCAUAGCCAGAACCCAGGCCCAGGUGUGCCCAGUGUCCACAGUGACCAAAACUCUACCUCAGACAUGUCCAGGACCCAUGAUGACAGUCAUGAAGACCCUACCCCAGCCAUGUCCGUCGCCCACCGUGACCAAGACCCCAGCUCCGAUGCGACCGACACCUUCGCUGACCAACGCUCCAUUGCAGUCACGUAUAGCAGCCACCAUGGCCAAGAUCCCACCCCAGGUGUGCCUGUUGGCUUCGGUGAUGAGGCCCCCGCCCCAAGGACGCCCCGUGGUCACCCCAGCCAGGCCUCCGCCACAGACGUGCCCGGUGUCUGCAGUGACGAAGCCCCCACCCCAGAUGCGCCUGGUGACUGCCCCAGCCAAAACCCAGAUGCAAACUUGUCAGGCAGCCACGGUGCCCAAGACUCCAUCCCAGAUAUGCACCGGUGUCUCCAUGAUAAAGCCUCCGCCCCAGACGCGUCUGGCCGCCAUGAUAACCAAGACCCCAGCCCAGAUCCGCUCCGUGGCAGCUGUGCUCAGGACCCUGUGCCUGGUUCCUCCAGCAGUUGGCAAUCUCAGAGGUCCACCCCCAACAGCUGGAGCAGCUGGAAUCACCAACACCUCCUCCACCAUGCACCUGAACGCACCAAAGGCCAAGGUCAUGGUGAACAUGAAGCAGACGGCUGGCGUCGUCAGAGGCUCGUCCCACUCAUACUUGGCAGAGGGGAAGGUCAGAUGUGUCCCCCAGUCACAUCUUGAAGCUGGGGCUCCCAGGCCAAUGGCCAAGGGUCCUUUGGAACCUGAGAAAGUCAAGACCAGCCUCCAAAAACAGGUAAAAAGAGAAACGGCAUCAAAGACCAACGUGGUGACGGACAUGGCCAGGCCUUCGUCGUGGACAAAAGUCACUGAGGACAGGAACAGGCCCCCAUCACAGGCACACCAGAGGAUAGAGAUCAUCAAGGUGCAGUCCCAGGUAUACGUGCCGGUAGAAACGGUUGCCACCAUGCCCCGGGCUCAGCUGGCCGCCCCUCUGACCAAGACCUUGUGCCAGACUCAUCCCGCCGCCAGGCAGGCCAAGGCCCCGGCCCAGGAGCAGCUGGCCACACCCCUGACAAAGGCCUUGUCCCAGGUACAUCCGGCCCUGGAGCAGACCAAGGCCCUGUCCCAACAGGCACAUCUGGCCACAUGUCCACCAACAGCCAUGCCCCAGUCGCAGCUGGCCACCCGCCUGUCAAAGACCACAUCCCAGGUCCACCUGUCUGCUGAGCAGACCAAGGUCCUGGCUCAAGGACCUCUGUCUACACAUCUGGCCAGAGUCCUGCCCCCGCCCCAGCUGACCGCACAUCUGAUGACGACAUCCCCGGGACACUCACCCGCCAAGCAGACCAAGGCUCUGUCCCAGGCACAUCUGGCCACAGGUUCAGCCAAGACCCCAGCCCAGGUGUAUCCACCCAAGCUGACCAAGACCCCAUCCCUGGCUCAUCUCGUCACAUGUCUGACCAAGACGCAGUCCCAGGUGCAUCUGACCACAGGGGCCAUGAAGAUCCAGUCCCAAGCGCAGCUGCCCAUCGGACUGACCAAGACACAGUCCCAGGCCCAGCUGGUCACAGAAACAUCCAAGUCCUUCUAUGCAGCACACCAGCCUACUGACCUCAACAGCAAGACGCAGUCCCAGCCCCUCCUGACUGGGUCCAGGGUGUCUGCCCCGUCCUGCCACCUGGGUGCGUUCAGCUCCCUGACCCGAGCCAAGCCAGAUGACAGACCCGCCCAGCUCCAGCCCCAGGGCCACACGCAGGGCAAGACCAUCCAGGGCCCACGCCCGGUGGCCUCGGAGGCCCAGGGCAUGCUGGUACCUCUGCUGGCCUCUGCUGGACACCCCACGUGCAACAUUGAAUCCUGGGGCGACAGCGGGACCCCGCGGGCCCAGCCGCCAAUGGCCAGCCAGGCAGGGUCCUGCCAGGAGGCUGCGGCGGCCUCCCAGAUCGCCUCCCUCUGUGCGGAGCUGGCUGCUGUGCUGGGCUCCCAGGAGGACAUCCGCGCCCUGCUGGCCAAAGCCCUCUCCCAGGGGGAAGUACGGGCAGCUCUGAACCACGCUCUGUCCAAGGAAGUCCUGGGCACCUCCAUGACCAAGGCGCUGCCUCAGGGCAUGCUGGGCAUGGCCCUGGUGAAGGCGCUGUCCUGGGGUGAACUGGGCAUCACCCUGUCGCGUGCCCUGUCUCGGGGCGAACUGCGCUCAGAGCUCAGCAAGGUCAUGCAGGGCAAGCUGGCUCAGCAGGUGCUCAGCAAGGCCCUGACCGACGAGGAGCGGGCCGCCCUCAGCCAAGCCCUGUGUCAGGGGGAGCUGGGCGCCGUCCUCAGCCAGUCUCUGUCCCAGGCAGCCUUGAGGACCGCAGCCAUCCUGCCCAAGGCCACCUCGAAAACAGUGGGGAGUGGGAUGACUCUGCUGCCCACCCCGCUGGAGGCGGACUGCCGGGGGACCCCGUCGGCCGCGUGGGCAUCCUCCGUGGGCCCCGUGAGACUACAGUCCAGCAAGGUCAGGGUUUCCCAGGUCGGAGCCUGGGAGGACUUCACCAUGGGCCAGUCCGCCGGGCUCUUGGAGGAGAUGGGGGAUGGGGCCACGUUGGAGGGGUCACCCUGCUUGUCACUGUUCCCUGUGGGUGUGUCCUUAGCCCGUAGGAUGGUCCCCAGCCUCUACCAGUAUCCCCUGGUCAUGGGCCUGGACCUCAUACAGCCCUGGGACAGGGGGCCCAGGAGGGUCUCGCACCUGGGCCCCAGGAUCAGAAUGGGAAACAGGUGCCUGACCCCAGGACCUGGCCCAUCGGCACCAGACGCCAGCCGGGCAGCGGGCGUGGAGGGCCCCCCGCUGCCCACACCGUCCCGCUUUCAGUCACCCCCCCACCUCUGGCAGUCGUUGGUCACCAAUGGCAUAGGCCCCAGCACCAGCCAGCAAUCAGUGACUUGUGACAAUGCCCCGAGCCCCCACAAGUCACACGUGGUCAGCAGGGUGGCCUCUCAUUCGUGGACGUCGUCAGGGGAGGGCAGAGGGGCCUUGGGUGGUCUUCCGGGCAGUGUGGGUGGUAGAAGGGCCGUCCAGUCCCAACCGGUUUUCCCUGUCUGCCGGGAUGCUGCUUGCUGGUGUCAGUUCUCAGGGGUUAGCAAGGUGUCCCCUAAACAUUCUCACCGCUCAGUGACCAGGGGUCCAAACAAGCCAUCCAAGGCCACUGAGGAGAAUCUAAGGAGGACUCAGCCUCCAGACCACAAGCAGGCCUUCCAGUGUCCCAGGCAGAUGCACACUAACAUGACCUCCAGUUCCCUGAGGACCACUGUGGUGAGCAAGAUGCAGGCUACCAAGUGCCCGGCAGGGGGCGCUCUGUUCCACGCUCCCCCAGCCACGAGGCAGGGACGAGUCCUUCCCCGGGCACCCGCCCCUAGACAGAAGGGAACUCUAACACGGAAUCCUCCCCGUCCCCGGGAGCAUGUGCCCAGUCACCAAAUGUCCCUUCUCAAUGAGUUGGUGUCUAGUUUGCCACAGCAUCCAGACAAUGUCCUGGCUAAAAACUUCUCCCCGGGCUUCAUGGUGUCUGGACCAAAUGACAGCGAGUCCCAAAGCUCUCUGCAGAGCUGCAGCUCGCCCAGCUUCUCCACCAUGUCUGUGGCCAGCCUGACCACUGUAGAACUUGUGGACAAGGUCCAGGAGGGCAUCUUGGAUCAGGACCCCCAGCCAGAUUCCCUCCCCUCUCAGGAGGACAGAGGGAGAUCCCAGAGACUCAUGGGUGCAGAAAAAUUAGAAAGAGCGAGCCCCGGGCAGGCGAUGACAAACCUCUGCUGGCGCCCCUCGACUGCCCCGGAGCUCACGCCAGCUCUGUGCCGCGGCCCAGUGUCCAGUCACUUGACCUUGAAUGUCCACUGGGACUCAGAGGAUGAGAAGAAUAGGCUCUCCUCGUGCCAGAGCUCCAUGGAUCUGGUGGAGAGAGUGUCUCAGGAGACUAUCAGACCAGGGCUGCGGAGGAGUCAGUCUUUGGGCUCUGUGGUCCCUCCUGGACACCAGCAGCCAUCUUUGUCCACCAAGCUGGCUCUUACCCAGUCUCCGUCUGCGCUGGCCUCUAGGAUAGCCCCCAAACUGGCCAAGUUAAUCCUCAGUCAGCCAUUAGCGGGCCACAGGUUGACUCGAAGCCUAUCCCAGCCUACAGUAUCCAUUAGGGUGCCCCCAAGCAGAGCCCAGCCAUCGGCCACCACUAGAUUAGCCCCGAGCCCACCCCAGUCAAGAGGGGGUGGCAGGGUGCUCUUAGUAAUACCUGACAGGCCUGCGGCCAGUGAGGUGGCCUCUGGAAGAGGAUGCGCAUCCGUGACAGGUGGGGAGACCCCCAGUCCAGCCCCGCCAUCUGUGGCCAGUGAGGUAGCCCCAAGGUCACGCCAUUCAUCUGCGGCCAGUAGGGUCUCCACAAGCCUGGCCCCUAUAGCUAUGACCAAUGAGGUGGGUGUGACCCAGAGUCACCCGUCUGAGGUCAGUGGGGUGACCCCGAGCCCAGCACAGCCGCCUUUGACUAGUGGGGUGUCUCCACACUUGGCCCAGCCUUCUGUGGCCAUUGGAGUGUCCCUGAACUUUGCCCAGUCAUCUGUGGACAGCGGGGUGUCCCCCAGGCUAGCCCAGCCAGGCGUGGCCACAGGGAUGUGCCCUAGCCUAGUCCAGUCAUCUAUGAUCAGUGGGGUAUCCCCAAACCUAGCUCAGCCACCAACGGGCACUGAAACGUUCCCCAGUCUAGCACAGUCAUCCAGGGCCAGUGAAGUGUCCCCAAACUUUGUCCAGCCUUCUGUGGACAAUGGGUUGUCCCCAAACCCAACUCAGCCACCUAUGACCAGUGGGGUGUCCCCAAACAUUACCCAGCCAUCUACGAACAGUGGGGUAUCCCCUGGCCUAGCCCAGACGUCUGUGGGCACUGGGGUAUCCACCAGCCUAGCUUACCCAUCUCUGACCAAUGGGACAUCCCCAAACUUCGCCCAACCAUCUGUGACUAUUGGGGUGUCCCCAAGCCUGCCCCAUGCAUCUAUGGCCAGUAGGGUGACCCCAAGCCUAGCCCAGCCUUCUAUGACCAUUGGGAUGUCACCACGUCUUGCCCAGCCUUCUGUGGCCUGUGGGAUGUCCCCAAGUCUUGGCCAGCCUUCUGUGGUCAGUGGGAGGUCCCCAGGUCUUGGCCAGCCUUCUAUGGCCAGUGGGAUGUCUCCAACCUCUAACCAGCCUUCUAUGGCCAGUGGGGUAUUCCCAAGUCCACCCCACCAAUCUGUGGUCAGUGGGAUGUCCCCAAGUCUUGGCCAGCCUUCUGUGGUCAGUGGGAUGUCUCCAACCUCUACCCAGCCUUCUAUGGCCAGUGGGGUAUUCCCAAGUCCACCCCACCAAUCUAUGGUCAGUGGGAUGUCCCCAGGUCUUGGCCAGCCUCCUGUGGUCAGUGGGAGGUCCCCAGGUCUUGGCCAGCCUUCUAUGGCCAGUGGGAUGUCUCCAACCUCUAACCAGCCUUCUAUGGCCAGUGGGGUAUUCCCAAGUCCACCCCACCAAUCUAUGGUCAGUGGGAUGUCCCCAGGUCUUGGCCAGCCUCCUGUGGUCAGUGGGAGGUCCCCAGGUCUUGGCCAGCCUUCUAUGGCCAGUGGGAUGUCUCAAACCUCUAACCAGCCUUCUAUGGCCAGUGGGGUAUUCCCAAGUCCACCCCACCAAUCUGUGGUCAGUGGGAUGUCCCCAAGUCUUGGCCAGCCUCCUGUGGUCAGUGGGAGGUCCCCAGGUCUUGGCCAGGCUUCUAUGACCAGUGGGAUGUCCCCAACCUCUACCCAGCCUUCUAUGGCCAGUGGGGUAUUCUCAAGUCCACCCCACCAAUCUGUGGUCAGUGGGAUGUCCCCAAGUCUUGGCCAGCCUUCUAUGGUCAGUGGAAUGUCCGCAAGUCUUGGCCAGACUUCUGUGGUCAGUGGGAUGUCCCCAAGUCUUGGCCAGCCUUCUAUGGUCAGUGGAAUGUCCGCAAGUCUUGGCCAGACUUCUGUGGUCAGUGGGAUGUCCCCAAGUCUUGGCCAGCCUUCUAUGGUCAGUGGGAUGUCCCCAAGUCUUGGCCAGCCUUCUAUGGUCAGUGGGAUGUCCCCAAGUCUUGGCCAGCCUUCUAUGGUCAGUGGGAUGUCUGCAAGUCUUAGCCAGACUUCUGUGGUCAGUGGGAUGUCCCCAAGUCUUGGCCAAUCAUCUAUGGUCAGUGGGAUGUCCCCAAGUCUUGGCCAAUCAUCUAUGGUCAGUGGGAUGUCCCCAAGUCUUGGCCAAUCAUCUAUGGUCAGUGGGAUGUCCCCAAGUCUUGGCCAAUCAUCUAUGGUCAGUGGGAUGUCCCCAAGUCUUGGCCAGCCUUCUAUGGUCAGUGGAAUGUCCGCAAGUCUUGGCCAGACUUCUAUGGUCAGUGGGAUGUCCCCAAGUCUUGGCCAGCCAUCUAUGAUCAGUGGGAUGUCCCCAAGUCUUGGCCAGCCUCCUAUGGUCAGUGGGAUGUCCCCAAGUCUUGGCCAGUCUUCUGUGGUCAGUGGGAUGUCCCCAAGUCUUGGCCAGACUUCUAUGGUCAGUGAGAUGCCCCUAAGUAUUGGCCAGUCAUCUAUGGCCAGUGGGAUGUCCCCCACCUCUACCCAGCCUUCUAUGACCAGUGGGAUGUCCUUGAGUCUUGGCCAGCCUUCUAUGGCCAGUGGGAUGUCCCCAACCUCUACCCAGCCUUCUGUGGUCAGUGGGAUGUCCCCAAGUCUUGGCCAGCCUUCUAUGGCCAGUGGGAUGUCCCCAACCUUUACACAGCCUUCUAUGGCCAGUGGGAUGUCCCCAAGUCUUGGCCAGCCUUCUAUGGCCAGUGAGAUGUCCCCAACCUCUACCCAGCCUUCUAUGGUCAGUGGGAUGUCCCCAAGUCUUGGCCAGCCUUCUAUGGCCAGUGGGAGGGCUCCAAGUCUAGCUCAACCUGUGGCCAGCGGGGUGUCCCCAAGACCACCGCAACCAUCUAUGGCCCGUGGAGUCGCUCCAAGAGUGCCCCAACCUCCUGUGGCCAGCGGGGUGUCCCCAGGACCACCCUACCAUCCUACAGCCUAUGGAGCAGCUUCAGGCCUGGCCCAGGCUUUUGUGGACAGUGGGGUGUCCCCAAGUUUUGCCCAACUGUGUAUGGCCAUUGGGAUGUCCCCAAGCUUGGUCCAUCCUUCUAUGGCCAGUGGGGUGUCCCCAAGCCUAGCUCACCCGCUGAUGGCAGGUGGCUUCUCCCCCAUUCUGCCCCAUCCAUCUGUAGCCGGUCAUCCGGCCCCUGGCCCAGCCCAUUUACCUAUGGCCAGUGGGGUGUCCCCAAGCUUUGCCCAACCUUUUAUGGCCAGUGGGGCACCCCCAGGCUUCCUCCAUCCCUCUAUGACCAGUGGGAUGCCCCCGUACCUGGCCCACCCACCCGUGGCCAGCGGGGUCCCCCCAGUCUUAGCUCAACCUUUUAUACCCAAUAGGGUCUCCCCGAGCUUCAACCAGCCCUCCAUGCCUUGGGGAGUACCCCAAAGCCUGGCCCAGCCACCUGUGGCCAGUGGGGUAUCCCCAAGCCUAGCCCAUCCAUCAGUGGCCAGCGGGGGGUAUCCCAUUCUGUCCCACCAGGCCAUGGCCAGUGGGAUGGCCCCCAGUCUUAUCCAAACACCUUCACCCAGUCCAGCUGUCCCCAGACUCGCCCACCCCUUCCUGUCCCCUCUUCUAUCUGAGUCGUCCAUGGCCAGUCUCGGGUCCAUGAGCCUGUCCCAGCCAUCGGUCAUCUAUGGGGUGGGUCGUGGCCUCUGUCAGCCCGCCCCUGGGCCCAGGGUGGACGCGACUCUGCAGGCCUCAAGGGUGAGCACGGGCGCCCCUGGCCUGUGCCAGCAGCCCGUCUUCAUCUCCCUCGGCCAGGGCAAGUCCUUGGCCUGCGCGCCUGGCAGGAUGGGUCUGGGGCCCGUCCAGCCGCCCCUGGAUCCUGAGUUGCACCCUUGUGACGAUUCUGUCAUGGCGGACAGGCUGGUCUCAGACCUCCAGGAUUCCCCGUUCAGCAAGGGGUCCCUCGGUUUCCACCCGCCGUCCGGUGUUUGUGGGAGGCACCCAAAUGCGUUCUCUGUGUCAGCUCCCAAUCUCUACCAGCCUGACAUGACCAAGGAGGUGACCCAGGGACCCAGUGCGUUCCAUCCUACUUGGCUCAAGGGCAUGUCCGCCUGCUCGGCUCAGGGGUCCACGGCUGCUGGGAUGCUCCUCAGUCUGUCUCAGGGGGCUAGCCCUGCCGGCCUGGCUGGGAAUAUAUUCCAGAAGAACAUGGCCCCUACACUGGGCCCCGGGCCAUGCCAGGUGGCUGAUGGCUUGGCCCCCAUGGCGCCCCAGGUCUUGGAGACAGGUGUGUCUCUGAUUCAUGAGGGAACCUCCAUGGCCACAGGGACGAACCCCAGUCCUCCCCACCCGGCAGUGUCCAGCAGACUGGACACAAACCAGUCCACACUUUCCAUGUAUAAUCUGGGCCCCAGACCCCCUCAGUCGACCGUCCCACCUCCAGUGCCUGCAGACCACCAGCUCCCUGCUGUGGCCACAGUUGUCCCCUCCAGUUACCAAUAUACAGGUAUCGUCCCUGAGGAUUCUGUGGUGGGUACAGCCAGUCGUGCCCUUGCAUCAAGUUCUACAGAUGGUCAGCUGGCCACAGCCACGGUCCCAAACGCUGUGGCUAAUUAUGUGGCUUUUAGUCUUUCCCGAGGGUCUGUGAUCAGGGGUAUGGGUCAGAGCCUUUCCCCGGGGCCCAUGGCCACUGGUGUGGCCCAGAGUCGCCCUCUAGACACUAUGGCCAGUGGCGUGGCCCACAGUCUCCCCACAGGUACUGGGGCCGGUCGGGUGGCUCCUAGUCUAGUGGCGUCACCGGGAGCCGAAGGGCAGAGGCUGAGUCUGUCCGUGGGACCCGUGGCCAGUUUCGCUGCCACCAGCCUGCCCCCAGGUUCGGUGGCAAAGGGAGUGAGCCCGAGUGUAGCUCUUGGUUCUGUAAAAACCGGGGGCCAGAGUGUCCCCCAGGGGUCCAUGCUCAUAGGCCUCACUCCCCGGCCGUACCACGGAGCUGGGGAGGGCCCCACGGCCCUGCUCCAGGCCUCCCCUCCCAGCAGCCUGGAGCAAGCCCGUCCUCAGGCCUCAGGAGCCCAGAACACCACCAAGGGGCAGCCCCGAGAGCCCAUCGCUCUGUCCAAAGCCUCACAGUUUAGUCAAGAUCCUGGGAUGGUGACAUUUGGGGCCAUAGAUGACCAAACCAAAUUGAAGGCAAGAGAAUUAUGUGAGACCCUCACCCAGGAAACGGGACCUCAUAGAGAAUCCAACAGAUCCAAGGUCCUUGAGGUGACCCCAUGGACGUACCAAAGCCCCAUGGGAAGCCAUGUCGCCUCUCCCCAGGGGCCCCUGCCUGCAGGGGAGACUCUUCCCAAAGACCAGGUGCCACUGCUGGAGGAGAGGGCUCCCAACCACGCCAGCCACGCCAGCCACGCCAGCCGCGCGGCCCCGGUCCCCUUCCAGGAUCCCACCCUAGGCAAGCACACCAUGGUCAGCAGCAUCACCACGAUUCUACAGUCCGACUCGGCCCCCAGCUCCUACCUGGUCACUUCCAGCAGGGUCCGUAACAUGCAGAUGGGUCCUCCAGUGGACAGGGCCACGCCUCAGCCCCCGGCUCCAGGGGUCUCUGAAGAGCGCUUGGCUCACGUGGGGUCUCCGAACCAGGAGACGCUGGCUUCGGAUGUGAUCUUGAUUUCCUCCCAUCUGGCUCCUGGCUGUCCCGUGACACCCAGUUUGCAUCCAGGGCUGGUGGCCAGGAUGGAGAGCCCACGUCCUCUCCAGAGGUCAGGGCCGGGCAGCGUGGUCUCACACGUGCAGCCCUAUCAGUCCUCCAUGAAAAAAGCAGUGCCCGGUCACGGCCAGACGGCAGCCGUCCCCGGUGCGUUCCAGAAGCCAGUGUCCGGGAACCCCACCCAGCCCAACCACAGGUCUCUCCGCCCUAAAAAGUACUACCGAUUCAUUCAUGGUAAACUUAUUCCUGAACUGCUAGAAGGUUCUAUGACCAAGGUGGUACCCUCCAAUCAGGUGCAGAGACAGGAAACCCAGUCCUCCCUGGGUGACCGCAGAUACCCCCCUGGUGAACUGCGGGUGGACAGGACACUCGCCGUCCACUCUGGUGACGCAGCACAUGGCCCAAGUGUCCCUAGACUGGCCCCCAAGGUUCGGAGGGUGUCUCUGGGCUAUGCGUCGUCACCAAGUGGCGUGUGGAAGCCCCUCCUUGAACAGGACUCCCACAGUUUCAUGAAUUUUGCCGCUAGACAUCACAGGCCAUCCCCCGCCCCCUCCAUCCCCCAGGGCCAGCUCUCCCGUCACGUCUUGGGUCUUAUAGCUGGCCUUCACAAGCCAUCCCUGAUCCCCACUGUACUCCAGGGCCCUGUGGACGCUGGCAUGGCCGGCGGCGUUCCCAGCGUGGCCGUCAGGCCCAUGGACCACACAGUGGCCCCCCAGAGCAUGUGGGAGCCGGCCAGGGGCCCUGUGCCGUGGGACACCGUGGGAAGCAUGGCGGCGGUGGAGCUCAGGCAGCAGGGAGAGCUGCUGGUGUCGGUGCAGACCAUGGAGAAGAUCAUCGUGCAGGCCACGGUGGUGAUCCAGGCCUACGCCCGCGGCUACCUGGUCCGCAGCACCAUCAGGGCGUGGCACCAAUGCGCCACCGUCAUCCAAGCCACUUGGCGCGGCUUCCACGUGCGGCGGAACCUGGCCCGGCUGUACAGAGCCACCACCAUCAUACAGGCCGCCUGGCGAGGCUACUGCACCCGCCGGGACUGUGCCCAGCAGAUGCUGCUCCCGGCCGUGUGGGUGGAGCUGGGCAGCAAGGUCAGGCCCACCCCCGAGCGCCGCUGCUUCCAGGGUAGCGAGGCCAGGCUGGGCUCCGACCACCGCUGCUUCCAGUCCUGCCAGCCUCACAUCUGCAGCCUCUGCCAGUCGCUGAGCCCCGGGCUGGGCAGCCCGCCCAGCGUGGUGAUGCUGGUGGGCUCCAGCCCCCGCACGUGCCACAUGUGCGGCCACAGCCUGCCCACGCGCGUGGUGCACGGCAUGGGCCAGAGCGUCUCCGGCCACGGGGCCGUGCUGUGGGCCUGCGCCUCCCAGAAGGCUCCCCAGAGCCCCUGCAAGUCGCCCGGCCAGAACAAGGCGGCCAUGGCCAUCCAGUCGGCCUGGAGGGGCUUCAAGACCCGCCGCCAGCUCCGGCAGCAGCAGACAGCGGCCAAGAUGGUUCAGUCCAACUGGAGAGGCCACUACACCCGGAGCUGCCUCACCACGGAUAUGCUCCUGGGGUCAGGAGCCCCUCGGGACUGCUCAAGGGACGCCUCACGACACAGCACCCGGCCCUCACGCUGGCCUGGCGUCUAGGACCCUGGCUAUCGUGCCAGCAGGGGGACUUCUGGGAAGGACCAUGUGGCUCUCUGGGUCUAAUGAAUAAAGUCCUCCACA